UUUGAAGCGUCAUGCACCCGUCCCCGUCGUCGUCGUCGUCCUCGAGUCCGCGCCGGUACAAGCGGUACCUCUCGGAAGAGACACUCGAGCGCAACCGUGAGCGGUCAAAGAAGUACUAUGCGCAAAACCGCGCCAAAGUGCUCGCCAAACUAAAGUCGAAUUACGCCCGAAAGCGCGAAGCCGAGACCACCGCGUACUGCGAAAAGCACCGCGGGUUCUUUCUGAGCUACUUUCACGUCGACCCGCUGGCACGGCCAGUCGCGUCAAAGGACGAGGCGCCCGCGUCGUCACCACACCACACUACGACGACGACGACUUCCACCGUCAAUGCGCUCGACUUGGCCUACAUUUUGAAUUAGCCUAGUACUUAAUACAUACACUAUUUAGUUUUUUGUGGCGGACGGACAGCGCAACAAGGACACGUCGGAUUGUCGACACUGCGAAAAGCUCCUCAAAACGUCCGUCGCAGCAUCCAUGUCC
Messenger RNA from Saprolegnia diclina VS20, 480 nucleotides. RefSeq lists its product as hypothetical. The transcript has a single exon. Bases 12 to 359 code for a protein of 115 amino acids. The record is from RefSeq and is a predicted model, not a curated record. NCBI's taxonomy places the organism in Eukaryota, Oomycota, Saprolegniomycetes, Saprolegniales, Saprolegniaceae.